This is a messenger RNA of Akanthomyces muscarius, 1101 nucleotides long. RefSeq lists its product as uncharacterized. The transcript is spliced from 2 exons. Lineage: Eukaryota; Fungi; Ascomycota; Sordariomycetes; Hypocreales; Cordycipitaceae. The record is from RefSeq and is a predicted model, not a curated record. The coding region runs from base 1 to 1101 and encodes 366 amino acids.
AUGAAGUCUGCCACACCUUGCAUCCGCACUGCUCUGCCUCGUCACCCACACCGUGCGCUGGUCCGACCCUCCAGCUCAUCGUCAGUCCGCGCCACUCACCACCCGUCGCCCGUCGCCCGCCGACGUCAUCCAGCUUGGGCCCCGGCACCUGCUCCGAUCAGGCCUCUGUCACCGAGCUGUCGUCGUCGUCGUUGUCUUUCUCCUCCUCCUCCUCCCUUCAUUUCCUCUGCAAGCACAUAUUCCACAAUGUCAACAGCACCUCUCAAGUCCACCGAAGUCGCGACCGGCGACGCCCUCGCCAGGCAGCUUGCCGACAUCAUCGACGUCGAGGUCAAGGACGCGACCUCGUCGGCCAAGGCCACGUCGGCCGAGGACACGGCCAACAAGAUCGACCAGCUCUUCCAGAAGACGCUCGCCGCCGACAGCGACGGCGCCGAGGACUUUCUCUACACCUUCUGGGACGUGGUGCUCAAGUCGGUCGCCACCAUCCCCGCGACGGACCACCGCCUCGCGCAGCUCAUCGACGUCAUCAAGGCGCUGCAGAAGAAGAAGACGGCCGAGGUGGAGAUUUGGGAUGCCAAGACGACGGUGUGGAAGGACCUGCCGAUGCUGGGUCCCGCGCUGAGGGACGCAUGGAACUUCAAGCCCGAGUUUGACGGCAAAGAGGACCACGCGUCGCUGCAGAAAUGGAUCUCGCUCAACUCGUUUGCCGCGCGCAUCCUCGGCAGCAGGAUGCAGUCGUCCUUCAACCUCGGCCUGUGGGAGCUGCGCGCCGGCCUCGAGGAGAAGCACUCGUCCGACGCGUCGCGCGACCUGCACCUCAACACGGCCAGCGAGUGGCUCUGGCACGCCGGCGAGGAGCUGCAUCGCCUGUCGACCGCGGCCGGCACCCUCGACCAACAAGAGCUGGACGUGACCAAGACGGGCAGCCUGGUCGAGGCGCCCGCCAAGGGCCCGUCCAAGGACCGCUGGACGUUUUGGAAGAAGCGCCUCACCGAGCUGUCUUCGGACCUGUCGUGCGCGGCCAAGGAGGAGGGCCUCAAGGAGAGGGUGGAUGGCGUGGUGAGCAAAAUGAGCUCGAUCGAAAAGGGUAACAAAUAG